CUGCAAGCCUAUUCCCAGUGAUUCUGCGCAUCUGUCAACAUGCGCAACGUGCUAUAUCAGCAUGUAGUGCAAGAAAAAUUGGUUAAAACAUUUAAAACCGACGACAUUUGACUAAAAGUGAUCUAUAAGUGAUUCUUGAUCGAGUUUUUGAAAGAUGGAGACCCCGGAGUCGGACACUGAAACUCCCACUGAAGAUCAGGUGGCAAAUAUUUCCAUAAGUUCGAGAUCAGAACAAUCGCACGACUCACAGGAAGAAGUUGAGAGCGAACCAAAGGAAAAACUACUGAAAUUACCCGUUGGGAGGGUCAAACACAUCGUUAAGUCAGAUCCAGAUGUCAAUCUGGUUAAUCAGGAGGCAAUUUUUCUCAUCGCUAAGUCUGCGGAAUUAUUUAUUGACUCACUAUCAAAGGAGGCGUUUAAGUACACAUUCCAGGCUAAAAAAAAAACAGUUCAGAAGAAGGAUUUGGAUCAAGCAAUCGAUAACGUUGAUUCAUUGGCAUUCCUCGAAGGAAUGUUGGAGCAGAUGAUGUGAACUCUCAUUUAGAAGAGUGAUUCAAAUAAAUAUAUUUUUUUUAAUGCAUA
Molecule: messenger RNA, 582 nt
Organism: Fopius arisanus
Lineage: Eukaryota; Metazoa; Arthropoda; Insecta; Hymenoptera; Braconidae
Gene: PolE4
Product: DNA polymerase epsilon subunit 4
Exons: 2
Coding region: 155-532 (125 amino acids)
Biological process (GO): DNA-templated DNA replication
Cellular component (GO): nucleus; epsilon DNA polymerase complex
Molecular function (GO): protein heterodimerization activity
Source: RefSeq, a predicted model, not a curated record